AAAGAUCGCUGGGUUGCUAAUGAUUUUCUUCUAAAUUUCAAUUUUUAUAGGAGCAAGUUAAAUUCUUUUCCACCACAAAUACCCUUCAUGGUACCAGAUGACUGGGUAGAUGAAUCAACUUUGGAGCUUUUUAAUAGUGCUGAUACUUAUUAUGCUCUUCUACUGCCUUGUUUAAUGCCUGUGAUCAUUAUUCAUUUUAUUUUGAUUGAAGUUGGCCUUGAAUUCUUUAUAAACAAUUAAAUGUUCCAAUAUUGUAUCAAAUGGAAGCUUUUAAACAACAAUUUUCGAAGAAGAAUAUGUUGGAAAAGUCAUGAAAAUGAUAAAAUAAUGAAGAAUAUUGAAAACAUAGGCAUAAACACUUAAAAUCCCUUUUAUUUUUAUGAAUAAAAUUAAAAUAAAUUUAUUGGAAUGUUUUUAGAGACAAUAAUAGUUGCCUUUUUCUAUUUUAUCUUUUUUCAUAAACUUCAUUUUUCUUAAAUUGCAUGCCUCUGGGCUGUUGAAAACAAGCCUCGAAAUUUUUUCGAUACUUUGUAAAAAAGACCUCGAUCUCGUCUUUAUAAAAACUAACCAAAAUCUCUUCAAUACUUGACCCGCUUUAUGGGUCGUUGGUUUUGCGCGCGCAAAUGUGGAUAAUGGAUAAAACCGCUUUUUUUUUAGUUCUCUCAGAUGGUGGUAGAGUGGUGUUGC
This is a messenger RNA of Meloidogyne enterolobii, 687 nucleotides long. The record is from the annotation of a GenBank genome assembly. Lineage: Eukaryota; Metazoa; Nematoda; Chromadorea; Rhabditida; Meloidogynidae.